Messenger RNA from Calypte anna (Anna's hummingbird), 3688 nucleotides. It is a transcript of the gene MAPK1IP1L, whose product is annotated as mitogen-activated protein kinase 1 interacting protein 1 like. The record is from RefSeq and is a predicted model, not a curated record. The transcript is spliced from 4 exons. NCBI's taxonomy places the organism in Eukaryota, Metazoa, Chordata, Aves, Apodiformes, Trochilidae. Bases 100 to 849 code for a protein of 249 amino acids.
UUCCGCUUCCGGUCGGGGCGUCGGGCUGGCGGUGCUGCUGCGGCCGCCGCCUCGCUCCGGGCCUGCGCCGCGCUCCGCUCCUCCCGCCCGCACAGCAAAAUGUCUGGAACUGAUGAUUUUUCGUUGGCAGAUGCUUUACCAGAUCAGUCUCCUGCUAAAACCUCCAAAGUGAGCAGUACAAAACCUGGGCAGCAGCCUGGUCAACCACCCCAGGCUUGGCCAGCUUCAAAUCCUUGGAACAACCCAAGCGCUCCCCCUACGGCACCAACCGGACCGCCACCCAACACCUCCGCUUCCAGCGUGCCCUUUGGACCUCCUCCAACAGGAAUGUAUCCUUCAAUGCCCCCUGGACCGCCUGCUCCAUUUCCUCCUCCUCCUACUGGACCCUCUUGCCCUCCUCCUGGUGGUCCAUAUCCACCCCCAACUGUGCCAGGUCCUGUCCCACCAGGGCAAUAUCCUCCGCCAAACAUGCCCUUUCCAGAGCUUCCAAGACCUUAUGGCGGUCCGACAGAGCCAGCUGCACCUCCUGCUCCCGUUGGGCCAUGGGGAUCCAUGCCCUCUGGAGCAUGGGGACCAACAAUGGGUGGGCAGUAUCCUGCACCCAGCAUGCCAUAUCCACCCCCAGGGCCAUAUUCUGCUCCUACCCAGACUCCAGGGGCAGCACCAACAGUACCGUGGGGGACAGUCCCACCCGGAACGUGGGGACCUUCACCGCCAGGUCCGUUUCCUCCACCCACAGGAUCAUAUCCAGCUCCAGGACUAUAUCCCACGCCCCCUAAUCCUUUUCAAGUGCCAUCUGGUCCUGCUGGUGCUCCAUCAAUGCCUGGUGGUCCCCAUCCUUACCGUUGAAUACAUUCUGGGCAACAAAAUACUGUAGCUUUCCACCUUCAUCCACUACUUGCAGAGAUUUUUACAGUUUUUGUUUCAGUAAUGUUUGAGGCUACGAAGAAUUCUUGCCUCCUGUAUGUGCAUUUGAGGUAUGAAGGAGCAGUUUGCAUAAAUUUACCUUGCUCGUAUGCUGGAGUAAUUGGUUUAAUACACUUAAUUAGGAAGUGCAGAAAUAAAACUAACAUCUGUGGUUCUUGUGUUGGCAAGGAUUCCUUGGAAAAAAUGGGAGUUGCCAAGUGAGGAUUCUAAAGAAUCAGGCUCAAGGACUUGAAAAAAGCAAAGAAGUGAAUUCUUAGAUUUCCAUGAAUGCUUUAAGUCUUGUUUGCCAGACUUGUGCUGGUCACUGAGUGGAUGGAUAGUCACAUUUUGUCAUUUUCAGGUGAUUCCAAAAUGUCAAUAAAAAGUGUUCCAAGCUUUUUCUCAAGAAACCUGAUUUUUUUUUUUUUUUUGAACCUGCUACAGUAAUUCAGACUAAAGAGACAGAACGUGUGAACUUGAAGGUUUUCUCAGCAUUUUGUAAAUACUCAAAAACAAUUGCUCAGUCUGGGACUAUGGAAGAGAAGAGACACACUUCAAACCCUGGGUCUGACCUCUCAGCACACUCUUGGUGUUCACAAACAGGCAUUUAUGUGCAAAUAACCUGGACGUGCAGUUAACUUUGAAUUUAAAAUAAAAUAAAAAUAAAUAAGAUAAUGUGAGUUUUAUGCAUGCAAAUGAGGACAUCAUUUUGCCCGUUCUCAUUCUGUGGUGGUUGGAAGUUUGGCUUGGUUUAUGUAAAGAGGAGCUGAUUCCCACUUUAGGUAAGGUACUUCCCUGUUUCUAACCUGGGUUCCAGUCAUUUAAAAUCUGAUUUUGCUGCUGGGCUCUGUAAACUCUGCAGGCUGGGUCAGAGGCCCUGGAAACCAAACUUGAGCUUAAAAAGAUAUUAAAAAAAAAAGAAAAAAAAAUCCAAAAAUAAAUAAUCCCACCUUGACUGUUCCCUUCCUGGCAGCUUUUGGCAGGGAGUUGAGUUCCAGCAGCUCCAGAGAUUGUCUCAUCCUUUCUGCCAGGGUGGAGAACGAGGAGGCCUCAUCAGGGCUGCCCUGGAUAUUGCAGUGGGGAGAAGUCCUCUUGUUCUCAGCUGGGUGUCUGCAUACCUCACUGAGUAAGCUUAAUUAGGGAGUGUAAUUAGGGAGGAAUUGAAUGUCUCAAAGCCUGUGCACUGCUGUGUAGCUGCUCCCCCCCUCUCUGAAGGGGCAGGGCAGUCACUUUUCAUUUUCUUGCCAUAUCUGUGAGGGGUUUGCUGCAAGGCUGGUGGUGCAGCCUCACAGCCACGGUGCCAGUGAGGAGUUCUGGCCCUCUUUUUGGUACUUGAGAACCUUGGUGUUGACCCAGGACAGUCUGUGGCAUCCCCAGCAGGGUGGGGAAUCUCCUAACUCAGCCUCUGGAGGUAGAAUUAGGAACCAAUUUUACAUCACUGGUGGCUCAUUAGGGAGUCUUCGUUAUCAUGGAACUGUCAAAGUGAGUUAAUUCUCUCCCACUCUUAUUGUAGCUUCCUGCAUGCAUCUGAGGGGCUUUUUAGAACCCAAUGGGGUGACCUGGUGCUGGUGCUUGUUGGUGAUUUUGGCCUUUUUACCAAAGCCCUGCAAUAUUUUUUGCAGAAGGCAGCAGCCAGCUCAGCUGUGACUGUUUUAACAUCAUGAAAGAAACAGCAAAGGCACAGGUAUCUUUUUUUUGGUUUGUUUGGAGAAGCUCAACAAAACCCCUUCACAUUUCUCUUUUUAAAAUCAGCUGUAACCCUGGAAACAUGAACCAAAAGUGCAAGUCCUCACUAAGCUUAAACAAGCCCCAGUCCCCUCCUGCAAACAACAGAUCUUGACAAGACUGAUAAAGAAAAAAUCAACAGCAACUACGUUUGCUCAAGUGCUUUCUUUUUAUUUUAUACCCACAGCCUUAGGUUAUAAAUCAGUGUGAUGAAAAAUAAUAAUAAUAAUAAAAAAAAAACCAUCUAUUCCAAAUGAAUCCCUCAGUUCAGCCACUCCAGUUUGAACUGGCACUGGCUCUGUGUCUUUGCAGGGCAGGGGAAGGUGUAGGGAAGGAUAAAGCAAACGUAGCAAGGACUGGUUUUGGGGAAAGGGGAUUUGUAAGAGUGACUUCUAGGUUCUUCCUGAAAUAGGCAGGAUUUAUUACUGGAACAUUUAGGCUAAAAUUCAGUAUAUAUGAGAUGUUUUUUCAAUGUAUAUUCGUAUUUCUUGAGGUCCUGAGAACUGUUUCAUAAGCCCUUUGUUUUUGUGAGCCAAGUUCUUUGCAUAGCAGUGAAAAGGGUAUUCCUGUUAAUCUAUUGUGUAAAAACUCCAAGUUGUCACUAUAUACAGUGUAGUAACUUUAUCACAUGUUAUGUCAAGUGUGAGCAACUUCUGGCCUGAAGCUUUUGCAAUGGAAUUUGUACAUUUCUAUGCAUCAAUUUGAGUUAAAAUUGCUGAGAAGUUCAUUAUUUUUAUUUUUUUUUUUGACUUGUGCUUUGAGAUUGACAUACUGCAUUUGUUUACAAUAUGAAAUACAAGCAAUCACAUCUUUAAAGUAUAGAUUAUCACCUGCUGCUGUAUUUUCUUUAGACGAAACGAAUAUUGCUGUAUGAUAGUGAGAAGCUAUAAAUACAGGAUUUGAUAUUUUUUUGAAAAUGCUGUCACUUUUGUAUAAGAUUAGACAUUAAACGUAUUUUCAAGACUGUCGUGUUCACUGCUUUUCAAUUACUGCUUUGGACAUUUGCUUCUGUAGACUUGGAAUGAACAGUGACAAAAGGACAUCCUUGCUUUGCAAA